GUGGGACUUUUCAAUUAUCCACACGUGAUAAAUUUCACCAACCCUAACAAAACCCUUAGCGCAAAAUUCGGCUGUUGUGCCCAUUGGAAACUUUCGGUCCCUCUACACGUAACGUACCUCAAUUUUUGCGGUAGAGACCAGCAGCCCAUCACCAUACACCCACCCAUCUCGACACCUACAGGAAAUCAGUCAAGAUGGUUGCCGCCAAGAAGCACGUCCCGAUCGUCAAGAAGCGAACCAAGAGCUUCAACCGCCACCAGAGCGAUCGGUUCAAAUGUCUCUCCUCUAGCUGGCGCAAGCCUAAGGGUAUUGACAACCGAGUCCGACGACGAUUCCGUGGCAACACUGCCAUGCCCUCGAUCGGUUUCGGCUCCAACAAGAAGACCCGCCACCUCACACCCUCCGGCCACAAGGCCUUCCUCGUCAACAACAUCAAGGAUGUUGAGUUGCUCCUGAUGCACAACCGCACCUUCGCCGCAGAGUACGUCCCUGAAAAUUUGCAUCGAAGGGUGGUUCCGACCCGGAUACGACUAGGUUAACUAAUAAUAUCAUAGGAUCGCCCACAACGUCUCGUCGA
Messenger RNA from Daldinia loculata, 577 nucleotides. RefSeq names its product 60S ribosomal protein L32. Lineage: Eukaryota; Fungi; Ascomycota; Sordariomycetes; Xylariales; Hypoxylaceae. The record is from RefSeq and is a predicted model, not a curated record. The annotation marks the transcript as partial. Gene Ontology annotation, cellular component: cytosolic large ribosomal subunit; ribosome. The transcript has 4 exons. Gene Ontology annotation, biological process: translation. Gene Ontology annotation, molecular function: structural constituent of ribosome.